This is a messenger RNA of Odobenus rosmarus divergens (Pacific walrus), 5058 nucleotides long. RefSeq names its product deleted in lung and esophageal cancer 1 (gene DLEC1). Gene Ontology annotation, biological process: negative regulation of cell population proliferation. The record is from RefSeq and is a predicted model, not a curated record. The transcript has 36 exons. Bases 1 to 5058 code for a protein of 1685 amino acids. Lineage: Eukaryota; Metazoa; Chordata; Mammalia; Carnivora; Odobenidae.
AUGGAGACGGGAAGAGCCAGAGACCGACUGUCUGCAGAGUCCGGGUCCUACGCAUUCCGGGGCGCGACGUGGACGCCAACCUCGCAUCUGGCCGGGAUCCGCAGCCCCAGCGAGUCCACCUGGCUGUCCUCCUUAACCCACUCCGAGGCCUUUCACUACGGCUUCGGGGGCCGGGCCCGCCGCGUGGGGCCCCUCACGCUCCAGCCGCUCCCCGAGCCGCAGCUGCUGAGUCUGCGCCCCACCUCGCUGCGCAGCCAAGACAUCUCGCACUUGCUCACCGGCCUCUUCCGCAACUUGUACACUAACGAGGUGAUCGGCGAGGACCUGAGCGCGAGCUUGAUCAAGGCCCGCGGCAGCGAGGAUGCGCGCCACGAGGAGUUCGUGGACGAGCUGCAGCGGAUUCGGAAGGUCUAUAAGCAGCGGCUGGAUGAAAUUGAAAUGUUGGAGAGACAUAUCAUUCAGGCCCGUGCACGAGCCCUUGCAGAGAAAGAACGGAUCAUGCAACUGGCCGAAGUGCAUGUCCUUGAUACCUUCCUCAGGAUGCCUCCAGUGAAGACUAUGUUCAGAUGGUGUGUGGACAGUGAGUUGCUACAGAAACACCAUUUGAUCUGCCCAGAUGAUUACUACAGUGACAUGGUGCCAUUUUGCUCUGCACCUAAAGGUGUCUCCGUCCCUGGAUGUUCAAAACUCACAUUCAGUUGUGAGAAGUGUUCCGUCCCCAAGAAGCACCUGACCAAGAAGGUUGAGGCUUCCUGCAAGAAGACGCUCACUAAGUCUCAAGACGAGUUAGACUACACUGUGGACAGCCUGACGGGGGACUUGUGUUCAAAGGCCAAGCGCAAGGCCGUCAAGAAGGCAGGUCCACCCAAGAAUAAAAAGUGGAUGAACCACUUACACGUGCCCCAGAGAGAACUGGAGCGACUUCUGCUUGCCAGAAUGGAGAGUCGGAACCACUUCCUAAAAAACCCUCGGUUUUUCCCUCCUAACACUCCCUAUGGAGGCAAGUCUCUUCUCUUUCCUCCGAAGAAGCCAGUACUGACAGGAGAUUUCCAAGGUGGAGAUCUGGAGCAGAGUUGUGCUGAUACUCCAGUGUUUCUAGCUAAACCAUCAAUCGGAUUUUUCACAGAUUAUGAAAUUGGGCCAGUUUAUGAGAUGGUGAUCUCCCUGCAGAACAUCACGGCAACCGGCCGCUACCUGCGAGUCCUCCCGCCUUCUACACCACACUUCGCUCUGGGAUUGGGGAUGUUCCCAGGAAAAGGCGGAAUGGUGGCUCCUGGAAUGACCUGCCAGUACAUCGUCCAGUUUUUUCCCGACUGUCUUGGGGAUUUUGAUGAUUUUAUCUUAGUCGAGACCCAGUCAGCCCACACACUCCUAAUCCCCUUGCAGGCCCGGAGGCCGCCCCCAGUGCUGACAUUAUCACCAGUGUUGGACUGCGGUUACUGCCUCAUUGGGGGAAUGAAGGUAACCAGAUUCAUCUGCAAAAACGUGGGCUUCAGCGUUGGCAAGUUCUGCAUUAUGCCUAAGAAGAGCUGGCCGCCACCAAGUUUCAGGGCUGUUGCAACCAUUGGCUUCAUUGAGCAACGUCCUUUUGGAAUCCUGCCUUCGGCGUUUGAGCUGGCUCCGGGGCAGGCCAUAGGUAUGGAGGUCUUGUUCCUCCCGACGAGCCUAGAAAAGGCAGAGCAGACCUUCAUCAUUGUAUGUGACAACUGCCAGAUAAAGGAGCUGGUGACCGUAGGAAUCGGGCAGCUGGUUGCUUUGGAUCUGAUCUAUAUUUCUGGCGAAGAAAGUCAGCCAGAGCCUGGAGAGCUUACAGACUUAACAGCCCAACACUUCAUACGCUUUGAGCCUGAGAACCUUCAGUCCACAGCUAGAAAGCAGCUGAUUAUUAGAAAUGCUACGCACGUGGAGCUGGCCUUCCACUGGCAGAUCAUGAAGCCCAACCUGCAGCCCCUAAUGCCUGGAGAAACCUACAGCCUGGACAGCCUCAAGUACCACCCCGACAGGGAGACGGCCUUCUCCAUCCUGCCUGAAAGGGGGGUUCUCAGCCCCCACACAGACCAUGAGUUCAUCCUGAGCUUUUCUCCUCAUGAGCCCAGGGAUUUUCACAGUGUGCUCCAGAUGGUGCUAGAGGACGUCCCAGAGCCCAUGAACUUGGAACAGGAAAACCUGAAGGAUUCUUCCUACUCUGUGGAUGACGUGAUUGUCCUGGACAUCGAGGUGAAAGGCUCAGUGGAACCUUUCCAGGUUCUCUUAGAACCGUAUGCCCUCAUCAUCCCUGGGGAGAACUACAUUGGCAUAAAUGUGAAGAAAAAUUUUAAGAUGUGGAACAACAGCAAAUCCCCCAUCAGAUACUUGUGGGGGAAGAUCAGUGACUGCCACAUCAUUGAAGUGGAACCUUGCAUGGGGACCGUAGAGCCCAAUGAGGUGGAGGAUUUUGAGUUGAGCUUUACCGGGGGUGUUCCUGGCCCAACAAGCCAGGACCUGCUGUGUGAAAUCCAAAACUCACCCUCGCCAGUGGUAUUACACAUUGAGGCGGCCUUUAAGGGGCCCGCCCUUGUCAUCAACGUCUCAGCCCUUCAGUUUGGUUUGCUGCGCCUGGGGCAGAAAGCCACAGACUCCAUCCAGAUCCAGAACGUCAGCCCACUCCCGGCCACGUGGUGCAUGAAGGAGAGCCUGGUCUGCCUCCAAGAGAGGCGUGAGGGCGUGUCUCCCUUCGACAUUGAGCCCUCAAGCGGGCAGAUUCACCCUCUGGGGGAGUGCAGAGUGAACAUCACCUUGGAGGCCAAGCAGUGUCAGCGACUGCAGACCAUCCUGGAGCUGGAGGUGGUAAACGGGGCCUGGAGCUACCUUCCUGUGUAUGCCGAGGUACAGGAGCCCCAUGUGUACCUGCAAAGCAGCCACGUGGAAGUCACGAACCUCUAUGUGGGUGUGCCCACCAAGGUGACAGUUACACUCAUCAAUGGCACACUCCUGCCUACCCGAUUCCACUGGGGCAAGCUGCUGGGGCACCAAGCAAGCAUCUGCACGGCAAAGGCCUCCCCCAGACGCGGCAUGCUGGGCCCCAGUGAGGAGUGCCACAUCAGCCUGGAGCUGGCUACUCACACCCAGGACGAGCUGAGCGAUCUGGCCCUCCCUUGUACCGUGUCAGGCAUGAAGGAGCCACUGGUUCUGGGCAUUUCUGGGAAACCCCAGGGACUGCAAGUGGCUAUUGCCAUCUCUAUGGAGGGCUCUGACAGCAGCCCCGACAUGCCCCCUGCCCUGCUGAAGACAUCGCGGAUUCGAGAACACUUGGCCAGGCGAGAGCAGCUGAAUUUUAUGGAAAGCAUGUUGUCUCAUGGCAAAGGAGCCGCCUUCUUUCCCCACAUUUCCCAGGGCAUGCUGGGGGCCCACCAGCAGCUAAGCAUCGACAUCACAGGCUACGCAAACAUGUGGGGCGAGUACUGGGACAACCUCAUCUGCACGGUGGGAGACCUGCCACCAGCAGUCAUCCCGGUGCAUAUGGCAGUGGUGGGCUGCCCCAUCAGCUCCCGGAGGACCACCUAUUAUACCACUGACCCGCUGCAGAAGGAACCUGUCAUCAGGUUCGGCACCCAGGUCUCUGGAGGAGACACGGUCACCCGGGUCCUUCGCUUGAAUAACUCCAGCCCUUGUGACAUCCGCCUGGACUGGGAGACCUACACUCCAGAAGACAGGGAGGACCGACUGGUGGAGCUGCUGGUGUAUUAUGGGCCACCUUUCCCGCUGCGGGACCAAGCUGGGAAUGACCUCUUGUGCCCGGAGACCCCUGAGAGCAGCAGCUCCUUCUGGUCCCCAAGCCCCUUCAGCGCGUCGGACUUCAGCCACGAAGCUGCCCAGGCUGCCAAGGACCGCUGCAGUGUCAGCGACAGGGCCCGGCAGAAGCUCAUCUCCGUCGUUCUGCAGGAGCAUGACGGGCUGCCCGCCGACCACCUGUACAGCAUCAGCCCCAAGCAGGUGGUGGUCCCUGCAGGGGGCAGCAGCACCAUCUCCAUCUCCUUCUCACCUACGGGCCUCGGCACCAGCAUCCCGCACAAGGUGGCGUGCGUUGGCUACGCCCUGGGUUUCAUGAGCUUGGACGAUGAGGUGGAAAGAGAGCUUCCGGGGAGGAGGCGUCGCCUGCAGGACUUUGCCGCGGGACCCCUGCGACUGGACCUGUGCAGCUACGUGCGGCCCGCACAGCUCAGCGUGGAGCUGGACUACGGUGGUGGCGUGGAGUUCCGGCACCAGGCCAGCGACCUCAUCCCGGAGCAGCCCUGUACUGGGGUACUGAGUGAGCUGCUGACCACCCACCACCUGAAGCUGAGCAACACCACCGAAAUCCCACAGUACUUCCGGCUCCUGGUCUCCAGGCCCUUCUCGGUUUCUCAAGAAGGGGCCAGCCGUAGCCGUAGAGCUCCUGGCCGGGAACAGGGGUGUGAGGAAGAGCAGGCCACCGGUGGCAAGCAGCUGGUGCUCCACCCUCAGGAGAACAUGCUGGUGAACGUGUCCUUCUCGCUGUCCCUGGAGCUGCUCUCCUAUCAGAGGCUCCCGGCUGACCAGAUGCUGCCCGGAGUGGACAUCCGGCAGCGCGCCAGUGGGGAGAAAGAGAUGGUGUUUACUCAGAACCUGCUCCUGGAGUACGCCAACCAGACCACUCAGGUGGUGCCCCUGAGGGCCACGGUGGCCGUGCCCGAGCUGCAGCUCUCCACCAGCUGGGUGGACUUCGGGACCUGCUUUGUGAACCAGGGACAGGUCCGGGAGGUCUACCUCAUGAACCUGAGCGGCUGUCGGAGUUACUGGGCUGUGCUGAUGGGCCAGCAGGAGCCGGACAAGGACCCUGCGGCCUUCAGGGUGUCUCCAAAUAGUGGGCUGCUGGAGGCACGACUGGUCAAUGCUCCCCCAAAUACCAUCACCCUCCAGGUUUUCUUCACUGCCAGGAGCAGUGAGCUGUAUGAGUCCACGCUGGUGGUGGAAGGCGUGCUUGGUGAGAAGACCUGCACCCUACGGCUCCGGGGCCAAGGCUCUUAUGACGAGAAAUAUGUGUCACCCCACCAGCUCUGA